AUGGCAUAUUUUACUUUAAAAAAAUCAUUAUUAUUAGGCUUUUUUGUUACAUUUUUAUGUUUUUUUGAUAAGUUUUGUCUACCAAAAUUAUUUAUAUUUUCACCAGGAAGAUUACAAGAACUUUCUAUAGAAGCAAUUAAAAAACAUCAAAAUGAUACGUUAGGUUUAAUGAAUGAAUUGGCAAAGAAUAUUAAAAAAGAAUAUGGAGAUGUUGUUCUUCCUUUAGAUCAUAGUAAAUGGAUUUUUAACAAUGCGGGAAAUGCUAUGGGUGCUAUGAUUGUUCUUCAUAUGUCUUUUUCAGAAUAUUUAAUUUUUUUCGGUACAGCUAUAGGAACAGAUGGACAUUCUGGUGUUCACUUUUCGGAUGAUUAUUUUACUAUACUAACAGGGGAACAAAAAGUUUUCGCGCCAGGUGAAUUAAAACCAACAAUCUAUAAACCAGGAAUGCAAACAUAUUUACCGCGUGGGAAAAAAAUUCAUUAUUCUAUGAUAGGCGAAUCCUGGGCCUUAGAAUUAGCACAAGGAUGGAUACCUUCUAUGCUUCCAUUUGGGCUUAUAGAGACAUUUUUUACCACACUUGAUUUUAAUACCUUCUGUUCUACUAUUCGCUAUGCUUUAGAAGCUAUGUUUAAAAGUUUUAUAAAUGGUAAGUUGUAAUUAAAUACGAUUUACUAUUUUUAUAUUUAUGCAAUAAACCUUAAAAAAUAUCUCAACGUAUCAUAUUUUAAGCAUGUUAUCAUUAUUUAAUAUCUAAAUCAGUAUUUUUCAAGCGAGUUUCAGAAAUAUUAUCAUUAUUAUCAAAAGAUUUUUUUGUUAUAUCAUUCUUUUCUACUUCAACAUCAUUUUUCAUUUCAUGAAUUACUUCAAGUAAUUCUGCAUUACGAAUCCAUUUACGUCGUCUGGUAUAUUUUCUAAAAUCAUCUUUUAGACUUUCUUUUUUCCAUAAAUUAUCAGUAUAAAUCCAACCAUCAGAAUCCUUAUCUCCCAAAUCACUAUGUUCGAUGACCCAAGAUUUGUCUAUCCAUUCCCAAUAUGUCCUAUACUUUUCUUUUGAACCUGUUUCUGAAUUAAUUCGAAUUAUUAUUUUGUCUUUAGGUAGAAGAAAGGCAUCUGGACUAGUACUUGGAUAUCCAUCUUCAUCAGUCCUAAUAAAAUUAAAAAAAAUAGUAUAAAAAAAUAUACAAAUUACCAGGGUGUUCGUUCAUGAGGAAACAUACUACAUGUCCAUCCAAAUCCUAUCCACUUUCUUUGAUUUUCCCAUAAAAUGAAUGUAUAUUUAACAGUUUCAUCAGAAACUUCUAACUCAUUUUGUAUUUUUUUUUCAGAAAACCCUUGUAUAAUUUUGUUUUCCCGAGGUAUGAAAUUUAUACCUACGACUUCUCCAACUAUGAUUCUUACUAAACGACUUCUCCAAAGAAUAAGCCGUGUCCCUUUUAUCCAUGGAGCGUGCCAUAUAAAUAUAAUUGUAACAAUAGUAAAGAUCAUUUGUCUUGGUGUAACAAGAAAAAGUAACAUUGCUAUCCAAAAUGGGGAAAUAAAAA
This is a messenger RNA of Pneumocystis murina B123, 1541 nucleotides long. RefSeq lists its product as hypothetical. Gene Ontology annotation, cellular component: endoplasmic reticulum. The record is from RefSeq and is a predicted model, not a curated record. The coding region runs from base 1 to 657 and encodes 218 amino acids. NCBI's taxonomy places the organism in Eukaryota, Fungi, Ascomycota, Pneumocystomycetes, Pneumocystales, Pneumocystaceae. Gene Ontology annotation, biological process: ergosterol biosynthetic process. The transcript is spliced from 4 exons.